CGCAGGCCCACUGAUCUCGCGAGAGUGCGCGUGGGCGGAAGCGCAGUGGCUGCCGAAGGAUGCGGUUCCUGCUCGGGUUCGCGCUCCUGUGGAGUAUCGCUGUCGCGACUGGAGCUGGCAGCGCCAUCAGUAAGGAGGCAGGGGGUGGAGGAGGAGGGUCCAGUGUCACCAAGGACCCCAAGAAUCGCGGGAAUGAGGACAGCCAACAGAAGGAUGCAGCAAGUGCUGCAGAUACUGAUCCCAUCGUGAGGAUGCCUUCCAAUCCUGACCCUGCUGCUGGAGCCAGGCCUGAGAGUGGCAGAGAAGAGGCUGAGGUGGUCAGCGCAGAAGGGGGUGGGGCGAACACCCCAGAAGAAGCCAGCCGGGGGAGGGAACCAGGUCAAGGCAAGCCGGUCACGCAAGGACAGGCCGCCAGCCCGGGGACAGAAUCAGGCCAGGGCAAGCCGGCCACACAAGGAGAAGCCAACCAGGGGACAGAAUCAGGCCACAGCAAGCCAGCCACACAAGGAGAAGCCAACCAGGGGACAGAAUCAGGCCACGGCAAGCCAGCCACGCAAGGAGAAGCCAACCAGGGGACAGAAUCAGGCCACGGCAAGCCAGCCACGCAAGGAGAAGCCAACCAGGGGACAGAAUCAGGCAAGGGCAAGCCAGCCACGCAAGGAGAAGCCAACCAGGGGACAGAAUCAGGCAAGGGCAAGCCAGCCACGCAAGGAGAAGCCAACCAGGAGACAGAAUCAGGCCACGGCAAGCCAGCCACGCAAGGAGAAGCCAACCAGGGGACAGAAUCAGGCCACGGCAAGCCAGCCACGCAAGGAGAAGCCAACCAGGGGACAGAAUCAGGCAAGGGCAAGCCAGCCACGCAAGGAGAAGCCAGCCAGGGGACAGAAUCAGGCAAGGGCAAGCCAGCCACGCAAGGAGAAGCCAACCAGGGGACAGAACCAGGCAAGGGCAAGCCGGCCACCCAAGGAGAAGCCAAUGUGGGGACUGACACAGGAGAGGAUAAACAUGAGACAGACAUAGAAGACGACAAGCAUGAACUGAACCCUGAUUCUGAUAAAGAGUUUCUUGAGUUUAGUCCUAGUGAUACUUUUAAAGAGGCAUCGAAAGUAGACACCAAUGUGAAUCCUCCCGCAGACAGUAUUGACCAUGGCAACCUUUAUUUGAAGGAGAAUGGCCCAGGCAAGGAAAAUUCAGAGAGCAGCCACUUUUUUGCAUACUUGGUCACAGCAGCCAUCCUGGUAGCUGUCCUGUACAUUGCCUAUCAUAACAAGCGAAAGAUCAUUGCUUUUGCCCUUGAAGGAAAGAGAGCCAAAGUCACCAGGAGGCCAAAGGCAAGUGAUUACCAGCGCUUGGACCAAAAGAUCUGAUUUCACCCUGAGAAAUAUGCCCACCCUCCUGCUUUGUGUCUGAAGUACAAGAGCCCUGAAGAAUGGUGCCUGACCUGGGCAGUGCCUGUUUCCCUGAGCGGGGGCUCCUGGGCGAGUCUGGGCCAGUCAAGCAGGGAAUGGUUUCUGCUUUGCACCUGCACUUUGAUAAAAUCAGACUCCUUAUGUUUGCUGGUUGUUAUGCUGUUUUCUUCCAUUCUUUCCUCCUCUGCGGAUGAGUGGAGAAGAGCGAGAGCUUACGGGUCUGUGGCCCAAGGAAAAUCCUGGCUGGGGAUGUGCUGUUGUUGCACCUUUUCCCCUGGAGCUUUGUGGUGAGAAAGUUUGCCUUAGCAGGAAGCAUUGCACUCUUUGGCUAUUUUCUCUCUGCCGGCUUAAGAGCAAACCCAUAUUAGGGUGCUUCCCAAGCCCUACUCAACCUAACUGGGAGAGACUUGGGUCCUGAGGGCUCUUCUCCACAUGUGGAUUCCUACCCAUCAAGCAUAAAUUAUCCAUUCUUUCUAAUGUUUGCAAAUUGCUUUAGGAAAACUACCGAUGAGGGAAACAGCUUCCCUUCAGUUGCACUGAAUAUAUAUUUGGCUCGGGUUUCUGGGAGCAGAGCCCCUAGGUUGAAAUAGUUUAGAAUUCUAAGAUGAUCAUUGAGGCCCCAUUACUUCCUCAGUUCAUCCGUAGGCACAGUAGAAAUGUGCACAUGAGAACAUCAUUUUCAUCAAAAGGUUUUUGAGAAGCAGAUUUCUCACCAAACAAGUUUGCAUUUGUCAUUGAUGUUACCUUUCUCUUAGAGCUUUCUGAAGAACUUCCUGGCCAGUUGGACUUGGCUGUUUGCAGGGGUUCUGGGAGACUGUGACCCUUUGGUGGUCCUGUAGGCAGAGCUGAGCUGCUUCUCUCCUGUGUCAGGGGUGUGGCAGGCACACAGUGGCUGGCCAGUGGGAAUUAGCAAGAGGCAAGGCCCUGGUCUUGCGUGUGGUUUCCCUGCCAGAAACUUUGUUUCAAGUGAGUCAGUCACAGGAUAAUUGGUUUUAUUGGUUUGUUACAGGGAAUCUGAAUGGAUUUGGGUAAAGGGAAAGCCUAAGCAGAACAGCUCACCUGAGGGAGACCCAGAGAAUGAGGCCACACAGAGAGAGAGAAUCAGUGCAUCGCAGGGAAGCUAUCAGAAGGCUCGGUUCAGAUUGUUGCAUGCAUUCUCACCUGCCUUCCAAUUGGGGGAGCUCAUUGUCUUGAGUUGACAUUUUUUUUCCAUUUCAUUUAAUGCCCUUCUUCCCUCAUUGAAUAGCUCAAGACCUUCUCCCUUGCAUAUUUUCACCUGCCCUUCAUCUCUGCUUCAACCAGUCAAUAUCUUUGUGUCAUCCUUCACUGUAGUAGACGGAAGAAAUGUUACUUCAUUCUAGAGCUAAGUCCCCUUGCCCCCAGUCUUGCUCCAGAUUCUUCUGUCUUUUCCCAGGCACUUUCUUUUUUUUAGUUAUCCUUCUCUCCAUUUCUUCUUCAGCAUUUUUAAUUUCUUUCCACACUUAGUUUUCCCUCUCUGCUCCCAAACAUACAGCAUGUCAUUCCUGUUUAUCUGCCUCUGUUCCUUCUGGUGAUCAUCCCCUUAUUCUCCUUGUCACUGCCCAGCUUCUCACGCAAGUGAUAUUUGAAAUUCUGUCCUUCCUCCCUUGGUUUUUGUAAUAUUGUAUUCUUUUCCUCCCUCUCCAGCUACUCGUCUUUAGUACCUCUUGUUUCUCUUCAUCCUGCCCCCUUACAACAGUGAAUACUCUUCAACACUUCAUCAUUCUGCUCUUUACUCAGGGAACUCAUUCACUGUGUGGCUUGGUGUCUUUAACCCUAGCCUCCCUCAUGAGGCCAAGUCUGGUGUCUAGAACUACUGGCUGAAUGUUUCUGCGUGGAUGUUUGGCUCUGUCACUUGGAACUCAGCGAGGCUAAAACCAGACCCUUCCCCAUCUUUCAGACUGUUUCUCACUCCUGACUUAACCUGUUUCUUAGGGUCACUUUUGUUUUCCCUGUUACGCAGGCCACAUUACUCCUCAGGCAGAAGAACUAUGUUGACUCUUCAUUUAACAUGUCUCUCUCUUCUGUCUUUGUUUUGUUUGUUUCAUUUCCACUGCCGUUAGCUUCAUCCAGAGCUCAUCAUCUCACACCUGAAUUAGUGUAGUAGCCUUCCAACUGAUCUCCUUUCCUUCAGUCUCUUUUCCUUCACCUUGCACAGGUGACAGCUUCAUUUUCCUGAAACAUUCCUUUCACCACAGUCUUCUGCUCAAAAAUCUCCCAUUGCUUCAGAAUAAAUCCAGGUUUUCUUGCAUGUUGUUCAAGACUCAGAACAACCUAGUACCGAUUUACAUAUCCAACCUUAACUCUUCUGUGCUCCAAGGUCUGAGCAAUCUCAUCACCAACCUGUGAAUUACCUACUUACCACUGAGUGUGCCAUUCCCCCCCAUUCUUACCCUAGAAUGGAACCAAUUGCUUCAGGGUACCUUCAGUCCCACCUCUUUCAACUUGCAGCCCACAUGCACCUUUUUCUCUGAAUUCCCCUACCACUUAUUAAUUUGAUCCUGCAUUCAGGAAUUUAAUCACUUGUGGCUUUGUUUCAGUAUUCAAACAUUUCAAAUGAGUGUGGUCUUGUCUUCUCAUUAUCUCCAUCUUGCUCAAUAAAUACUGGUGUUCCUCUAGCCAGCAUUUCUGUUUGACAAGUUGCCACCUAAGUGUGGGGUUAGACUGGUAUCUCAGCUAUUUAGAGUUUUUUGGCUUUGCCUAAAGGAGAAUAGAAGGCACAAGAGUUUGUGGCAUUGAGGAAUUUUAGCCUUAUAACGGAAGUGUGAUGUUGCAUUGUCAGACUGGUGUUUACAAUAAAAAUUGGAAAUUCUAAUUUCUCAAUUCUUUGAGUCAAGGAAAGAGCUGGGUUUUUAUUCUGAAAUAGAGCAAAGAGCUUAAGAUUGUUUCAUUCCCAAAACUCUCUCAAGGAGGACUGUUGGGCAGGUUGGUUGUUUGGGAAAUUUGGGGCCAGUUUCCUCAGAAAUUUUUCUCAUGUACUUUUCUUAGGGGAUCAGAAUCUGGCCUGAAAUUUGGGAAUGAAGGCUAAAUUUCAGGAAUAACUUUUCAAAAUGGCUGAGUAACCUCUUGCCCUGCCCCCCCCAUAGCCAAGCAUUUCUGUUCUUUUUCUAUGGUGAAUUUUUUUAGGUUAAUUUUUUAAAGGAAUUUGGUAAGAUUUGAUCUUCCUUAACAUCUCACAUUAUUUAACUGUGGAUUAUUUCUUUUUUCUCUGCCUCACUUCACUCCAGUUUUUUAAUCUUAACCUGUGUUUUUUGAAAAUCAUUUUGAAGCUAAAUCAGAGUUAGAAUCCUUUGUACAUGUGGUUUUGAAACAGUUGAGAACCUGGGAAGGGCCUGGAUAGUGCAUCAGACCCAGCUGCUGGGACACGUGGCCAGAGAGUCUGAGUUUGCUUCUGACAAGGCUUUUGCCAGUAAACCAUCUGGGUUUCGUUAUACUAUUUAGUGCGAUGGUCCAGUCUGCCUGCGGGUUUCUCUGCAUAUCAGGCGUGGAUUUGCUGAAUGACUAUCUGGAGGUUUAUCUGCACCUGCAGUUAGAAUUCAUGAGCUAAUUCGUGAGCUGCAAUUUUUUGUUUCCAGCUGCAUUGAGACCCAACUUCCUUUAAAGGACUUUCUCACUUGUUAAUGUGUGUUCCUGUGAUUUCCAAGUCUGCCUUGACUCUUCAUAUUAUUGCCCUUCUGGGUUGUCCAGCACAUUUCCUUUUUGGUAGAUUGAUGUGUAGUGUUCCAAACUUUCACUUUUUACCAAAUUACACCAAUAAAUCACCUGAUUUGUUAAAAGUUA
This is a messenger RNA of Phascolarctos cinereus (koala), 5207 nucleotides long. It is a transcript of the gene TGOLN2, whose product is annotated as trans-golgi network protein 2. NCBI's taxonomy places the organism in Eukaryota, Metazoa, Chordata, Mammalia, Diprotodontia, Phascolarctidae. Gene Ontology annotation, cellular component: trans-Golgi network transport vesicle; trans-Golgi network; endosome. The record is from RefSeq and is a predicted model, not a curated record.